This is a messenger RNA of Zerene cesonia (dogface butterfly), 456 nucleotides long. RefSeq names its product fruit bromelain-like. The record is from RefSeq and is a predicted model, not a curated record. The coding region runs from base 57 to 365 and encodes 102 amino acids. The transcript is spliced from 2 exons. Lineage: Eukaryota; Metazoa; Arthropoda; Insecta; Lepidoptera; Pieridae.
AGUCUUCAACGAGUUUUUAGUACGUCUUAAGGAAGUGUAUAUUCAUAGAACAAAUAAUGAUGCGCGUAGCCUAUGUCGGCUUGCUUAUAAUAGCAUGUAAGGCGUAUGCCGCGCCUGCAUCAGAUAAACCACAUUAUAACUUAGAUGAUGCACCAGCACUCUUUGAAAAAUUCAUUCAAGAUUACAACAAAGUAUAUAAAGACGACUCAGACAGAGCUGAACAUUAUAAGGCAUUCGUAAAAAGCUUAGAAGCGAUCAAUCAAGCAAACAAAGAUAAUACUGCGACGUUUGAUAUAAACGAGUUCGCUGAUUAUACGGAGGAGCAACGGAAACAUCUUACAGGACUUCUGAUCGAAGAAAAAUGAAGACUACUGUAAAUGAACAUUGAUGAUUCUACCUAUAAGAAUGAACGGCAGUUAUAUUUUUCUACUUUACUAAUAAAAACAUGUUGAUUAA